GGAAAGAUGCUAAUGGAACGUUAAUUGGAAAUAGCACAUCAAUUCUUAAGGUAGAUGUACAGAAUAGUAAUUAUACGUGGGUACCGGUACCUGAUCUUAAUCAAACAAAUCCAACUCCAGAAAAAGGAAAAAAUAUUGGUGGUAUAGUAGGUGGUGUCAUAGGUGGAAUUUUAGGUGCUGUUAUUUUAGUUUUUGUCAUAUACAUGUAUAAGCAGAAAGAUUUAAAAAGCGAUAAUGAAGUUAUUCAACAACCUACAUCAGAACCCAUUACAAACGAUACAAACAAUCAGGUUAUGCGACAGCCAAUUAUUUCCUUGCGAUCGCCAAUAUCCUUUCGUUCGCCAAUAAUUCUUUCCAAAGAUGAAUAA
This is a messenger RNA of Ambispora gerdemannii, 368 nucleotides long. Lineage: Eukaryota; Fungi; Glomeromycota; Glomeromycetes; Archaeosporales; Ambisporaceae. The record is from the annotation of a GenBank genome assembly.